CCACCUUCUUCUAAAACGAACCUCUUACUCUCAAUCUCUCUGUGGUUAUUGCUCUGCCGGAUUUAAUGGCUGAGACCGUAGAAAACGCUACCGUCAAAGUCGAGAGCAAGCCGGUGGCCGAACAGCCGAAGCGAUGGGCUGAUGAAGCAGAUGAGGAGACGCCGGAGGAACCGAGCGCGUCUUCCACUUCUGAAGAUAAAGGCGCGGAAGAGCUCGGCGUCGAGAACUUGGCGAUUGAUGAGGAGAAGAAGAAGAUCAACAAAUUCCUCGAUGAACCUGAAGAUUCUAACAUUAAAGCCGUUACUACUGGUGAUACUCCUUAUACAUCUGCGAGUAGGUUUGAAGAUUUAAAUUUGUCUGAAGAGUUGCUAAAGGGCUUAUAUGUUGAGAUGAAGUUUCACAAGCCUAGUAAGAUUCAAGCUAUCAGCCUUCCUAUGAUCUUGACCCCACCAUACAAGGAUUUGAUUGCUCAGGCACAUAAUGGUUCUGGUAAAACAACUUGUUUUGUACUUGGGAUGUUAAGUCGUGUUGAUCCGAAUGUCAAGGCUCCUCAGGCUAUCUGCAUUUGUCCUACAAGAGAGUUGGCAAUCCAGAAUUUAGAAGUUCUUCGGAAAAUGGGGAAGCACACUGGGAUAACUUCUGAAGGUGCUAUUCCAAUGGAUAGCACAAAUUCCAUUCCAAUUUCAAAACGUGCACCAAUUAUGGCCCAGAUAGUUAUUGGUACUCCUGGCACUAUCAAGAAAUGGAUGUCGGCAAAGAAAUUGGGUGUAAGCUCUGUGAAGAUUCUUGUAUUUGAUGAGGCUGAUCACAUGCUAGCUGAGGAUGGCUUUAAAGAUGACUCCUUGAGGAUAAUGAAGGAUAUUGAAAGGAUCAGUUCUCAUUGUCAGGUUCUUCUAUUCUCUGCCACAUUUAACGAGAUCGUUAAGAAUUUUGUGUUGAGGGUAGUGAAGAGAGAUCACAAUCAGCUCUUUGUAAAGAAGGAAGAACUAAAAUUAGAGUCUGUAAAGCAGUUCAAGGUUUAUGUUCCUGAGGAACUUUCCAAGGUUUUGGUGGUUAAAGAGAGAAUUUUGGAAUUGGGAGAGAAUCUGGGGCAGACGAUAAUAUUUGUACGCACAAGGAAUGGUGCAAGCCUGUUGCACAAGUCACUUGUUGAACUUGGUUAUGAGGUUACUACAAUUGUAGGUUCUCUCAGGCAAGAGGAGCGUGACAAAAUAGUCAAAGAGUUUAAAGAUGGGCUAACGCAAGUUCUCAUAUCUACUGAUGUUCUAGCCCGGGGUUUUGACCAGCAACAGGUUAAUUUGGUCAUUAAUUAUGAUCUUCCCAUAAAACAUGACAGACCCUCAGAGCCUGAUUAUGAGGUGUACUUGCAUAGAGUUGGUAGGGCUGGGCGAUUUGGCCGCAAAGGAGCUGUGUUUAACUUGCUGUUCGGCGAUAGGGACCAGAUGGUUAUGGAAAAAAUUGAGACUCAUUUUAGCGUCACAGUAGAAGAGAUCCCGGAUUGGAAGAGUGAGAAGGAUUUCAAAGGUGCUCUUAGGUCAGCUGGUCUGCUGUAAUUGCUGUACUGCACCUUUCGUUUUUGGCAAGGAGAGAAUGUUGUUUACCAGAUUAUCAUCAAUAAUCAAUGGUCAAAGAAAGGCUUGAAAAACCAACCCAGAUUUUGUGAUUUGCAUGUCAUGUUGUUUGUUUCUGGCAUAAUUCUGGGGAAAACUUAAUAGUUUCACUGUUUAUUAAUUUGUUUGGCCCUCCAGAAACCGGAGCCUUGUUUUUGAAUUGCAUAAUUGUUUCUCGUUUGGUUUCAUCAUGGUGCCUGUAUAUUUUGAAUUACGACUUUGAUUGUUCUUUUGGGGCGUGAACAUAAAACACGACCUGCAUCGAGUUGUA
This is a messenger RNA of Rubroshorea leprosula, 1881 nucleotides long. The record is from the annotation of a GenBank genome assembly. Lineage: Eukaryota; Viridiplantae; Streptophyta; Magnoliopsida; Malvales; Dipterocarpaceae.